Molecule: messenger RNA, 2405 nt
Organism: Rhododendron vialii
Lineage: Eukaryota; Viridiplantae; Streptophyta; Magnoliopsida; Ericales; Ericaceae
Exons: 2
Coding region: 540-2234 (564 amino acids)
Biological process (GO): sesquiterpene biosynthetic process
Molecular function (GO): cyclase activity
Source: RefSeq, a predicted model, not a curated record
GGAAGGAAUUUGCUUAUCUGUGAUUUCUGUGAUCAAAGAGAGAGAAACGAAAAAGGAUGACUUGGAAUUUUGGGAACGAGUUGAAGGCAAUUGUUGAUAAUAGAAAAAAAAGUUGAAAGGCGAGAAAGGCAAAUGGUUCCAUAAUCCAAAUGACAGUUGGUAAUCUGAAACAGUUUUAAAUAAGAGAGAGAGAGAGAGAGAGAGAGAGAGAGAGAUUGAUUUCUUCCGCUUUGAGAGAUUUCUUCCGCUUUUUCUUCUCUGCUCUUAUUAUUCUUCAGGUUCUCCUUGGGAUUAAUCUCCUCAUCGUUUCUUUCUGGUUCAAUUCAUAGGUUUCGAAAGUGCACAAAACGGCUCUCCUCGUGAUUGCAUCCUGUUUGUGAUUGUUACUCUUGAUGAAAGAAGAAGUAAAAGACAAGUAAAAGAAAGGAGAGGUGGAGUAGAUCUUCUGCUGCCUGAAGUGAAAGUGGUAAGUACUGCUACCAUUUUUUUAACAGCCCCCUAGAUAUUCCCAGGUGAAGCUUUGGUUUGUUUUGGAAAGAAUGGUUUCAACUGAUAAUGGUGAAAAGAAUGGGGGAAUUGAGGAACCUAAUGAUUCUAGGAAGGUUAAGAGUCCUCUUCACAUUUCUUCGUCUCAAAAGGGACUUAUAAGCGACGUUAACCCACAACACAGGCUCCCUGAUGAUUCAUUUGCCUUGCCCAAAAGACUAAGGUUCCUCAAAUUUGGUUCUUUGAAUUCCCCGUCCCUGAGAUUCCAGCGUCUUGCCGAGGAGAAAGAUCAGAUUUCUCGAGCAGUGCCUUCAUCAAGUGGUCAUAACAUUCGAGAUCGUAUAACUAGGGUCUUUUCUCGAAAAAUAGAAUGGGGUUCUCUAUGGAAAAUAUCCAAAAAAUGGAUCAAGGACCCCUUGAACAUGGCCCUUUUUGUAUGGAUUCUUGGUGUUGUUGUGUCUGGUGCACUUUUGUUCCUAGUCAUGACCGGAAUGUUGAACAGUGCCUUAAAAUCGAAGUCCCAACGAGAUGCUUGGUUCGAAGUUAAUAACCAAAUCCUCAAUGCACUAUUUACUCUAAUGUGUUUGUACCAUCACCCAAAACGUAUAUACCACUUUGUACUUCUUGUAAGAUGGAGACCAGAGGACAUUCCCAAGCUAAGAAAGGUGUAUUGCAAGAACGGGACGUAUAAGCCUCAUGAAUGGACACACAUGUUGGUGGUUAUUCUCUUGUUAAACCUUAACUGUUUCGCGCAGUAUGCCUUGUGUGGUCUUAACUUGGGGUACAAGAGAUCGCAACGACCAGCUAUAGGAGUUGGGAUCACUAUCUCAGUGGCAAUGGCUGCACCAGCAAUUGCUGGUGUAUACUGCAUUGUUAGCCCCCUUGGGAAGGAUUACGAUUCUGAAGUGGAUGGGGAAUCACAAUUACCUGUCACCACAGCUGAAGUUAGCCAAAGAAGCCAGUUGAGAGGGAAAUCGAUGCAGAAGAGAUUUUCAUUUGCUAUAAGAGAUGAGACGAUUGUUGAGAGCAGACCCCAAUGGAGUGGUGGGGUGCUUGAUUUUUGGGAUGAUAUAUCUUUAACUUAUCUCUCGUUGUUUUGUAGUUUCUGUGUCUUUGGGUGGAAUAUGGAGCGACUUGGGUUUGGAAAUAUGUACGUUCAUAUUGUAACUUUUCUUCUUUUUUGCAUGGCCCCUUUCUGGAUUUUCAAUUUGGCUGCUGUUAAUAUCAAUAAUGAGGCUGUUAGGGAGGCGUUGGGGAUUACCGGGGUCUUUCUUUGCGUGUUUGGUUUGCUUUAUGGGGGGUUUUGGAGGAUUCAGAUGAGAGAGAGAUUCAACUUGCCACCAUCUACUUUCUGUUGUGGGAAACCAGAUGUUGCAGAUUGCACGCUGUGGCUUUUCUGCUGUUGGUGUUCUCUUGCUCAGGAAGUAAGGACUGCGAAUUCUUAUGAUAUUGUGGAAGAUAAAUUUUUCAGAAAGCAAGUGGAUGAAUGUGUCGAAUUACCGGUUUCUCCCUUGCCUCGUGAAGGUGGAGACUUCCAGUUUAGGUCUGGCCCUAGUUCUCCACUUGGGAACAGUUCUUCUCCAUCUCAUGUUCCGAAAGCUAACUCUCCAAGUCCCAGCAGACUCUCUAAGGAGUACUAUAGUCCAGAUAGGCAUCUUGCUCCGGUGGAGGAGGAAUUCCCUACAAGUGGUAAGGAUCAAACUAUGACACCACCUUCUCCUUCACAUAUACAAAGAGAUGCCAAUUAGCACAAACCCAUUUCAUGAUGUCAUUGUUGUUUGUAUUAAAAUAGAUCAGAGACUAGUUUAGUAAUUUAUAUGUAUUUUGAGUGUAUCCAUAUUCAUUUUACGCACUCUUUCGUGGUAAUUUAUACGUAACUCUUCUUAGUAAUUUUUAUGUAUAUGAAUUCUCUUGAAAAA